AUGAUUGAUCCCACUCAGGUCAUCGAGGCGUUCGGAAAGAAGACUUCGAGUCUCAUUGUCCCCACACACUCCCACUCACCCUCGCCAACGGCUCUCCCAACUGUCGUUCCCAAUGUUCCCACAUACGAGCAGGUCGGAGAGACAGGAACCAAGACACUCUGGGUCGUCUUCGUCCUGAUGUUCCUCUCCUCUCUAGCAUUCUACUACCUGGCAUUCCGUGUCCCAGUUCAAAAACGCCUGUUCCACGUCAUCACCGCCCUCAUCACCACCUUCGCCUCGAUCUCCUACUUCGCCAUGGCCACCGGUGACGGCAACUCCUUCGCCCACAUCGUCGUCAAGGAAGUCCACAAGCACACCCCCGACACCGUCGAGCACGUCUUCCGCCAGGUCUUCUGGGCCCGUUACGUCGACUGGGCACUCACCACUCCUCUCCUCCUCCUCGACCUUGCCUUCCUCGCAGGCAUGAACGGCGCCAACAUCACCGUCGCCAUUGUUGCCGAUCUCAUCAUGGUCCUCCUCGGUCUCUUCGCUGCAUUCGGUCACUCUGAGGGCCAGAAGUGGGGAUACUACGCCAUUGCUUGCGUUGCGUACCUUGUCAUCGUGUACCAACUCGUUGUACCAGGUCGUCGUGCCGUCGCUGCUAAGUCCAGCGGUACCGCUAAACUGUUUGCUUCCAUUGGUGGUUUCACCCUCAUUCUCUGGACUCUGUACCCUGUUGUUUGGGGUAUUGGAGAUGGUGCCCGCAAGUGGAGCGUUGAUGCCGAGAUCAUCGCCUAUGCUGUUCUUGAUGUCCUGGCCAAGCCAGUCUUUGGAUUCUGGUUGUUGUUCGCGCACGGCAAGAAUGCCAGUGCCAUUGAUGGCUUCUGGUCUCAUGGACUGAACAGUGAGGGAAGCUUGAGAGUUGGUGAUGAUGAUGAGUAA
Cadophora gregata is the source of this 921-nucleotide messenger RNA. RefSeq lists its product as uncharacterized. The coding region runs from base 1 to 921 and encodes 306 amino acids. The transcript is spliced from 3 exons. Gene Ontology annotation, cellular component: plasma membrane; endoplasmic reticulum. Lineage: Eukaryota; Fungi; Ascomycota; Leotiomycetes; Helotiales; Ploettnerulaceae. The record is from RefSeq and is a predicted model, not a curated record. Gene Ontology annotation, biological process: monoatomic ion transport. Gene Ontology annotation, molecular function: monoatomic ion channel activity.